AUGUCUUCAGCUACAAUGAGACCAAAGGGGGGACGGAGGCAAGACGGUUAUCAAUCUUUUAACCCCAACUCGAAUCAAAGCCAUAACAACCGGAACUCUAAAAACAAAUGGAAUACCAAUUCACAACAUCUCGUUAAUAACACACCGAGAAAUCAACCAAUUCCUCCAACUUCUCAACCGUCUGCUAAUCAUCAUAAUAACACACCAUCUUCUGGUUCAAACUCCCUUAAAACUAUCGAACAAGUUGUUCACGACGAGGGUAUUAAUGUUAUUGUUACUGUCAAAGGUGGCAUAAAAUAUCAAGGUCUUUUAUCCCGCGCUUGUACAGAAAGUGAAUUGGGUGUUGUCUUGAAAUGUGCUCGAAAAGUCCUCUCUAAGCAAGAUGAAAAGACCACACCUAAUAGUAUGAUAAAUGAAUUUAUUAUAUUUGCCAGAGAUUUGAUGGAAAUUUACGCUACCGGUGUAGAUUUUUCCUUGUCUGAAAAAACUUCAACCGAACGUGAAGGAUUUAGAACGGAUUCCGAUAUUAGUGGCCGGAGUGAGAUUCGAGAACGUGAACUUCACAAAUGGACACCAGAUGAAACGGGAGAAACUAUGAAGGAGUCUGCUAAUGCAAGUUGGGAUCAGUUUGCUGUUAAUGAACAAUUAUUCGGUUUGAAAACCGAUUAUAACGAAGAGAUCUAUACAACGAAAUUAGAUCGAUCAAAAGCGGAUUAUAAAGAACGAGAAAGAAAAGCCAUUAAUUUAGCUAACGAGAUAACACGGGAAUCCACGACGAACACUCAUAUGCUUGAGGAACGUGGUCAAAUAGUCGAAGAUCAAAUGGAUGAAGAAGACAGAUAUGGCGCGGUUGUUCGUAGCAGGGAUCCAAAUAAAUAUAUGCCACCACACUUACGAAAACAACAGGAGCAACAAAUACAACCAAAUGGAGUAGCGCCAGCUGUAAAAAAGACCGAGACAAAUAAUGAAGUUACCAAAGAUGCCAAAAUUAAGCCUCCAGAAGAUAUAAAGCCUACAACAAAAUCCGCACAACCUGCCACAAACCCUACCUCUCCUUCAUCUUCUAUACCGAAAAUUCCACCGUUUGCACCAUCACCCUCAUCAUUAUCUAGUUAUCGAAUUCCAGAACACGUAAUGGCUUCACUUCAAAUUCCACGGAAAAAUGGUACUGAAGCAGAAGGAAAACCUAUUGAAGCACAAAUUGUAAAAACGUUUCGUCAGUUUGCUACAAGCGAAAAAGAACGCCUUCAGCAAAGAAAACAAGCGAUUUUCAAAAAGGAAAUGGAUGGUAAAAUGGCCGAAUUACUUAAGUGGGGUCAAAAUUUCAAGCUGAAUUCACCGUUACCUGAAGAUCUCAUUCCAAUUUUGACUAAAGAUGAAACAAAACAACCAAAGGUAGAAUUUGUAAAACCAUCAAUUAAGAUUGAAGAAGUUCAACCACAAAAGUCGAAUGUAGAGUCAAAGACAACUUCAGAAAAAAUCAUAUCAGAAAAACCUACUUCAGCAGCUGAUAAAGCACCACCACAGUUUCCUUCUACCAGAACUCCUGCAACAUCACAGACGAACACUAAGCUAAAUGCUAAAGCACCUGAAUGGAAACCUAAUCCUAAUGCGGCAAGCUUCACUCCGACUCCUAAUUCUAGUACUGGGGAAAAAAGAUCACCCGAUUCGUCACCAUUUUUUGGUAAUCGUCAGUUAAAAAAAAAUAUAUCGUCACUUAAGGAUGGUUUUAGUCCGUUCCAGAAGAGCAAACCACCUAAUCCUAGUACAAUUCCUCCUACGUGGCCUUUUGGUCAAAGACCUUUUAGGCAUCAUUUUACAGUCACCAGCAACUACGAGGAAGACAUCUACUCACAAGCAGCUGCAAAUCAAAGUUUCGGUUUUGCUGCUUACCCAGUGGCUGCUCCUUAUCGAUAUCCUUCCGGUACUCAAUUUGUUGGUGUUCCACCUAUGCCAUUGCAGCAAGCGACUCCAUUGCCAUAUUUACAACCAGGUUUUGUUCCAGGUAUCCCUUUUACUGCUGCAGCACCAAUGCCACCGAAUGGCGCUCCACCUGCGAUUUAUAGUCCGCAGAUGUCAUCAAUGAUCCCACAACAUUUUGGUUCACAAGGAUUUCAGUCUCCUGGACGCACCCCCAUCGUUCCUACCGGUAUACAUCCUCAAAUUUACCAACCAUACCAAAAUCAACAUGGUAUCCCCAUGAUGCGAUACCCACACGACAUGGUACAUGUCCCACCGAGUAGUGUUAUGAUGAGUCAACGACCUAUGAUUUUAGAUCCACAUUAUAACGUUCAGCCUGAAGCUACACCGAUGG
This is a messenger RNA of Cetraspora pellucida, 2314 nucleotides long. NCBI's taxonomy places the organism in Eukaryota, Fungi, Glomeromycota, Glomeromycetes, Diversisporales, Gigasporaceae. The record is from the annotation of a GenBank genome assembly.